Heterotrigona itama is the source of this 7918-nucleotide messenger RNA. The record is from the annotation of a GenBank genome assembly. NCBI's taxonomy places the organism in Eukaryota, Metazoa, Arthropoda, Insecta, Hymenoptera, Apidae.
CACUACACAGUUCACGUGCUUGUUGGCAUUGUGUGUUACGUUAUAAACCCAUGCUGUGCAGCUGUAAUCUAAUUUUCUUUUACUUUAAUGUGAUUCUUACAAGAACUUAAUGGAAUAUUUUUGAAAUUAAAAUUUGUGGAUUCAUAACAUAAACUUCAUGUUGUAUUAAAACAUAGUAUCAUAUCAUUUCAUUAGAAAUUACGAUCAAUCAAUGAUGCUAUGAUUGAGUUUGUUUAUAUUGCAGUUUUCCUUAGUUUUAUUAGUUUUCAUUAUUUAGAAUAUUGACGUAGUUGAAAAAUAUUUUUGGUUUGUAUUAAACCAAGUAAUUUAUAACUAUGAACGAUGAACAUAUUAUUUUGACAUUACCUGACACACAAAAUGCGGAUUCAGUAUGUUUGACUCAGUCGCAAGAAUUAACACAAGAAAAGAUGAUUGUAUGGGGUAGAUUAUGUCCCAUUAAAUUGCCUUUUAAAACAAUGGAAAUGAUCAAAGAUGUUUAUACGCUUGGUCGCUCAGAGUCUUGUGAUAUUCGUGUAACUAGUAAUGAAUUAAAGCCAAAGUGGCUUAGUGUAAUGAGUAAGAUACAUUUCAAAAUAACUAGAGAAUUUGUUAGUAAUACUAAUGAUGCCAUAGUAUAUUUAGAGGACUUAAGUCAAAAUGGAACUUUUGUUAAUAAAAAGAAAGUAGGCCGUGGAAAUAAAGUAAUAUUGGAGAGCAAUGACGUAAUAUCAUUGGCACAACCUAUAGUUACCGUUUAUGUAUUCAUGAGUACAACGACAUCUGAAAGCAACAACUUGCCCCCUGAACUCAAAGAUAAAUAUACAGUAUCAUGUAAAUUAGGAUCUGGUGCAUGCGGGGAGGUAAAGAUGAAAUUUGCUAUGAAAACUAUUAUGAAGAUUGGUGGCAUAACAAAUGGCCAAAAACACCCGUUAAAUGAUCCUGAAAAAAUUAUGAAUGAAGUUAAAAUAUUGAAAGCUUUAAAACAUCCCUGUGUAAUCAGAAUGGAAGAAAUUGUAGAUACCCCAAAAGCAGUAUACAUUGUUCUAGAAUUAAUGGAAGGUGGUGAACUUUUUGAAAGAAUAAAAAGUAGAGGACGAUUAUUGGAAAAACAUGCAAAAGUUAUUUUUUAUCAGGUUGUAUUGGCUGUUAGUUAUCUUCAUGAUAGUGAUAUAACUCAUAGAGAUUUGAAGCCAGAAAAUAUAUUAUUAGCCAGCAAUUCAGAUAUUACAUUAGCAAAAGUAUCAGACUUUGGUUUGUCAAAGUUAGUUGAUGCACAAACUAUGAUGAAAACAUUUUGUGGAACCCCUAUGUAUGUUGCACCUGAAAUAUUAUCUACUAUUGGACGAGGUUCUUAUACGAAUCAAGUUGAUGUAUGGAGUUUAGGAGUAAUAUUAUAUGCUUGUUUAAGUGGUUCAGUUCCCUUUAACUGUCAAGACAAAAAUAUGAGCUUGCAAGAUCAGAUAAAAAGAGGAUAUUAUAGUUUUCCUUCUUCGAAAUUUGGACACAUAACAAACAAAGCUACAGAUUUGAUCAAACGUAUGAUGACAGUCAAUCCGAAAAAGAGGAUUACAAUCAAACAAGUUCUACUACAUCCUUGGUUACAAGAUCGUGAACUUCGAGAAACUGUCGACAUCUUACUAUCAAAAGAAAAUGAUGAAAACGUAGCACCAAAAAAUAUUUCUACUAGUAUUCAGUAUGAACAAAAUUUAAUGAAAAGACCAAGAAGAGUUGCAGGACCUAAAAAUUUAUCACCGAGCCACCAAUACGGUGGACAGGAAUAAGUGCAACACCCACAGAGAACGCAUUCAUAUAAACCAUUAAGUUUAUCUCUAUCUUUUGGACUUUGUAGGAUUUGUCGUAAACCGAUAAAAUUUUCUUCUCCCGGUCGUUUCAAAAAUGGUUCAAUAUUCUGGUAUUGUUUUAAGAAUUGUUCCAUAUCCGUUACUAAGUCUCUAAUUACGUAUGCAUGCGGCAAAGGAUAUAUAACUAUAGGUUUUGGCGAUUCCUUCACUUUUGUGAUGCAAGCCAAGGUAUUGACACCAUUUAUAUUCAUCGAGCAAGUCCCGCAAAUUCCCUCGCGACAGGAUCUCCGAUAAGAUAACGUGGGAUCAUAUUCUGCUUUUAUUAAUGCGAGUACAUCCAAUAUCAUUGUGCCGCAUUUAUUUAAGUCCACGCUGAAUUGUUGCAUGUGCGGUUUUACAUCUGGUUUCUCAGGGUUCCAACGAUAUACUCGAACAGUCUGCAACCUUGGCUUCUCCACUACCUUUUGUUCCUGAGGAUGAAUCAAAGAAAGAGAGAAGGAAGCUAUUAUAGCUUGUAGAGUAAAACUUAGUAGAGACAUAGAAAGAGACAAGUUUCUAGUAACGAAAAAAGUUUCUAGUAACAAAUAGUUGCUUCUCUGCUUUUGCACUGGACAGAAAUCUGUGGCUUGGGAAACGACUGUUUUGACACAUGCCUCGUCGAAGAGGUGCAAUUGUGUAAGACCAAAAUCGGCUCGCAUGAUUGAUAAUGUUGAAAUUGAACAUACUUGUAAAAAGUCUUACGAAAAGCCUCUUAUAUAUGUCAUCUGAGAUUAUAAAGGCAUAUUUUGUUUCUCUAAUCUUCCCAUCAUUUUGUUUCGUAGUGAUAGUGUAAUUCUUAGUUAAGAUGGAAACAAAAUAUCAUCGUUUGAAAGAACUUCAUAACUAUUCUCUGGCGAUCGGUUCACUUUGAAAGUGAUAAUAUCAUGUUGUACUAGGUAGUAUAGAAAUAACGAAAGAAUCUUUGCUAGGUUUUUGAAUUAAACAUGAUGUAAAACAAAGUGGUAAACAAGUAUGCAAUCAUAUGGUUAAAAAUUCACAAUUUAUUGAAACAAGCGAUAAUAUUUCACUGACGCAUACAUCUGAUAUAAAUAUGCAAUGCCAAUGGCCGUUGAUUUUGCAUAAACAACAAUUAUUUCCUAUUAUCUCCCUUUCAAAACAAUUUGUUUGUGACAUCCUUUCGCGCAAUAUUCGUAUGUUUUUACUUAUUAAAAAUAUAAUCAAUUCUAAAUAAUUUUCGGAAGUCUAGAAUACACGCCAAUAUUAUAAAAAUUUAUAUUACCUUAUAGUAAUGAACUGCAUGUUUCAUAUUUCGAAACAAUAAAUUACAAUUUAUCUGAACAUUUGAUUCGUAUUGUUGCUCAACACUUGUUUCGCGGUAUAAUAUUUUAAACGUCUCUCGAGUUAUUUUAAAAGGUCAGAAGUUAUCGCUUGUUAACUCAUACACACGAGUUAAAAAGGAUUAACCCCCGCAAAGAAGCAGUCUUCGUCGUGCAAAUUAAGCCGCAGCAAUAAAUAUUCAUUAAAAUCCUCAUAGUUUUGGAAGUAGCAACAUGGGCCAAAGAUAAUAAAAUAAGUUUAGUAGUUAUUGGCCCAGAAGAAUACUUGGCUAAUGGGCUAGCAGAUGAAUUAAAAAAUAUAAAAAUUAAUUGUUUUGGCCCGCAAAAAGCUGCAUCUAAAAUCGAAGCAGACAAAUACUGGGCAAAAAAAUUUAUGGAUAAAUGUAAGAUUCCUACUGCAAAAUGGAAGGGAUUUGUAAAUGCAGAAGAAGCAAAGGAAUUUGUAAUAAAUGCACCCUUUCCAGCAACUGUAGUAAAAGCUUCAGGUUUGGCAGCUGGAAAAGGAGUCAUAGUAGCAAAAGAUAAACAAGAAGCAUGUAAAGCUAUAGAUGAAAUAUUAACAAACAAAAAAUUUGGAUCUGCUGGUGAAUCAAUAGUGAUAGAAGAAUUAUUAGAAGGAGAAGAAGUGUCUGUACUUGCGUUUACAGAUGGAAAAACUAUUGUACCAAUGGCACCUGCACAAGAUCACAAAAGAAUAUUUGAUGGAGAUACAGGACCAAAUACUGGUGGCAUGGGUGCUUACUGCCCAUGUCCAUUGUUGAACAAAGCAGAUUACGAAAUAGUGAAAACAAACAUCUUACAAAAAGUUAUUAAUGGUCUCAGACACGAACAAAUUCCAUUUGUUGGUGUAUUAUAUGCUGGAUUAAUGUUAACAAAAGAUGGACCAAAAGUUUUAGAAUUUAACUGUAGGUUUGGAGAUCCUGAAACACAAGUAGUAUUACCAUUACUAAAAUCGGAUUUAUUUAAUAUUAUGAAGGCUUGUUGUGAGGGUUCUUUAGUUGAAUCUCAAAUCGUAUGGGAAGAAAAUCUGUUUGCUGUUGGUGUUAUUUUAGCAUCUCGAGGAUAUCCGGUAUCGUCAUCAAAGGGUCAAGUUAUAACAGGCGUCAAUGAUAUUCUACGUGACAGAAAUCAAUUUGUUUUCCACAGUGGAACAAGUAUUUCUUCUGAAGGAGAAUUAUUAACUAAUGGUGGAAGAGUUUUAAUUACUGUAAGUUUAGCACCUUCAUUGGCUUCAGCUGCUGCUAAAGCAACACAUGCCGCCCAAAACAUAUCUUUUGAAGGAAAGCAAUUUAGAACAGAUAUAGCACAUAAAGGAAUAGCAAGGUUUAUAUCGCAUCAUGGACAAUUGACAUACAAAAGUAGUGGUGUGGACAUAGAAGCUGGAGAUUCGUUAGUUUCAGCUAUUAAACCAGCAUCUUUCUCAACUCAACGUUUAGGUACAAUAGGUUCAAUUGGUAGUUUCGGUGGCUUAUUUGACAUAAAAGCUACUGGUUAUAAAAAUCCAAUUUUAGUAUCUGGAACUGAUGGUGUUGGAACCAAAUUAAAGAUAGCGUUUGAAUGCAAAAAACAUGAUACAGUGGGCAUAGAUUUAGUGGCUAUGUGUGUAAAUGAUAUUCUUGCACAUGGUGCUGAACCUUUAUUCUUUCUGGAUUAUUUUGCUUGUAGUAAAUUAAACGUAGAUGUAGCUAGUAAUGUUAUAAAUGGAAUAAGUGAAGGAUGUAAAAAAGCUGGAUGUUCAUUAAUUGGUGGAGAAACAGCAGAAAUGCCAGACAUGUAUUCUAAUGAAGAAUACGAUUUAGCCGGUUUCGCUGUGGGAAUAGUUGAGAGAGAUGAUUUGCUUCCACGAAUAAAUGAGAUAAAAGAAAAUGAUAUUGUAAUUGGCCUUCCAUCAAAUGGAGUGCACAGUAAUGGAUUCAGUCUUGUUCGAAAAAUUUUAAAAUUGGCAGAUAAAAAAUAUUCAGAUAUAGCGUCUUUUUCUAACAAUAAUCGUACAAUCGGUGAUGAAUUGUUAGAACCAACGAAAAUUUACGUAAAAGGAGUAAUUCCUGUUUUGCGCACAAAUUUAGUAAAAGCAUUUGCGCAUAUUACUGGAGGAGGUCUGACAGAAAAUAUACCGAGAGUUUUACCAAAAGAUAUGGGAGCAGUUUUGGAUGCACGGACGUGGAUUAUUCAACCAAUUUUUGCUUGGUUGGCAACUAUAGGAGGAAUUAAUAAAGAAGAGAUGUUAAGAACAUUUAAUUGCGGCAUUGGUGCUAUUUUAAUUUGUUCAGAAAAAAAUAAGGACGAAGUCUUGACUAAAUUACAAAUAGAAAAUCCAAAGAUCAUUGGACAUAUAACUAAUUAUAAAAAUAAUCAAACUAGAAUACAUGUCAAAAAUUUUGAAGAGGCAUUAGAAGUAAGAAUGAAACGAUACAUACCAGACGUUAUUUCACAGUUAAGUAAGCCUUUAAAAAAAGUUGGUGUUUUAAUAUCCGGUAGCGGAACCAAUUUACAAUCACUGAUUAAUGCAACUCGAGAUCCAUUUCAACAUAUUGGUGCUGAAAUUGUUAUAGUAAUAUCUAAUAAACCAAAUGUUGAGGGACUUAAACGAGCUGAGAAAGCUGGUAUUAAGACGGUGGUCGUUAAACACACGGAUUAUCCCAAUCGAGAAGUGUUUGAUGCAGCGAUUACUGUCGAACUUAAUGCCGCUGGAGUUGAAAUAGUUUGUCUUGCUGGUUUCAUGCGAAUUUUAUCAGAUAGUUUUGUAAAUCUAUGGCGUGGCGCUUUAAUAAAUGUGCAUCCUUCGUUAUUACCAUCAUUUAAAGGUGCACAUGCACAUGAAGAUGUUUUAGCAGCUGGAGUACGUGUUUCAGGAUGUACAGUGCAUUUCGUGGAGACUAAUAUCGAUUCUGGAGCAAUUAUUGAACAAGCAGCAGUACCCGUACUGCCACAUGAUACUGUAGAAAGUCUUCAAGAACGAGUGAAAGUAGCUGAACAUCGUAUUUUUCCACUAGCGUUAAAACAUUUAGCUACCGAAAGGAUACAUUUAAACGAAGAUAAUUCUAUUACAUGGAAUUAUUAACCUGAAUUAUAUAAUUAUUUUAUGUAUCAUGUAUAUCUGAUACACUUAUUUUAUUUUAUACGUGUUAAAUUUUCAUACCAGUAGAAAUAAAUCAAUAGAAAUAACAAAUUUAAUUGAAAGAAAUGUACUAAAAUAUUCUAAUAAAAAAAUAUAUUUUCUACGAACCCUUGUUAUUGAAAAUUGAAAAUAUUAUUCCAAAUAAACUAUCUGUCCCUGUAGAAACAUCAGGAUUUACAUUUUUCGAAUUAUAUUUUGUAAUUGUGUCUGUUUUUUGAGGUGGUGUUGAAAGUGCCUCUUUUGCAAACUUCUCUAAUUUAAUAUGAAACAUUUGUUUCUGAAGUAUAGGUACUAAUAAAUUAUAUUUGUCGAUUUUACUAUUUAUUCGUUUUGUUUCAGACUUAAGGUUAUCUACAAUUUUCUUCCAAGCACUUUCAUCUGCGUAGUUUAAUGGAAGAUGUCCCAAAUUAUUACGAGCGCUUAUUAAUUGUUUUCGUAAAUUUUGUAUGUCUUCUCUAAUUUCUUUAGAUAAUUGUAUCCAUUCUGGACUAAAUCCAUUUUCUAUUAGUACCUCAUUUAGUUUGUAAGUAACAAAAUCAACAUAUGGAUUUCGGGUGUUUGUAUUUUCUUUCAAUGGUUUACCCAUGCCUGGGAGAUCUUUAAAUUCACCUUUAUUCAUUGCUUCUUGAAUUAAGUCUUCUACUAAACGAUCCAUACCAAAGCGUGUUUUAAUAUCUUUAGCAUGAUGUUUAUCCAUUCCAACUAAUGUAUUACGUUCUUCAGCUUGCAACUUUUUUAAUCUAUGUUCCAAUACAUUGUUAACUGCUUUUUGAGCUUUUUCUACUGUGUAUAAUUUUUGUCUUUUGCUAGGUGUUCCAAUUCCUACAUUAUACAUCAAAUAAUGACGAUGUUGUGGUACUGUAUGCAGAAAAUUUGGUUGCAUCAGCUUCUGAUGUAUUACUAUCUGGGUGAAAUCUUUUCACUUGGCAAAUGAAUGCUUGUUUGAGGAUUUCAUCUUCACAAUCUUCUGCAAUUUCUAGUAUUUGGUAGUAUUUCUUAAAAUCAUGUUGAUGUUUGAAUCUCUUUAUCUGCAUAAAUUCCCAACAAGAUAUGCAAUGUAUAUGAUGAAAAGAUUUUUUGCUACACUGAUUAAAUUUUAACAUGAUUUUCAUAAGAUUAAAUGUUACUAAUAAAUUUGAUGCUUUGUUUUAUGAUUAUAUAACUGUUUAUAUUAUUAUAAUAUACAUAUGUUAACAUGUGAACUAUUAUUUGAAAUAUUCAAAAUAACCUACAUGUUUAUACUGAAAAACAUUUUCAAAUAGUAUGCUACAAAUGACACUCUACGAAAAUGUAAUUUUCGGUGUAAAUUAGAUGUUCUAAACAUAUUAAAGACAAUUUAAUUGUCAUGGAAUUCACAUAGUUCUUAAAAAUCGUAUAAGAAUCAACGUUGCAUUGACGUUUCAAGAAACAUGUGCAUCAUGUGACAUAUGUCUAAUAUCAUAUGGUGAAUAUAACAAACCCAGCUGAUCGUCGUACAAUUAUUCAUCUGCUUAUUUCUAGAAAUUUUUAUGGAUACAUCUUAAUAGUAAUUUUUAAACUCAUAAUUAAUUUUUUAUGUUUUUAAAUAUAUAUUACAUAUAUAUAGAUAUAUAUACAUACGCAAAUAAAAUUAUAUAUACAUACAUAUAUACAAACUUAGCUAUAUACAAAUUAAAUAUAUA